This is a messenger RNA of Cucurbitaria berberidis CBS 394.84, 1161 nucleotides long. RefSeq names its product NTF2-like protein. The record is from RefSeq and is a predicted model, not a curated record. The transcript has a single exon. Lineage: Eukaryota; Fungi; Ascomycota; Dothideomycetes; Pleosporales; Cucurbitariaceae. The coding region runs from base 1 to 1161 and encodes 386 amino acids. Gene Ontology annotation, biological process: polyketide metabolic process.
AUGUCUAUUACAUCAUUCGACCAACAUGGCGGCAGCUUCCUCAACUUCAACUCCAGUCCCCCGCGCAUCUACCUCACCAGCGUAUCCCCCGUAUCAGAAAAGGCGCUCCUCUCCUGGAAAGAAGAGGGCUUCGACACGCAACACCUCCCUUACGACCCUUCCUCCCAAGCCGCCUACAUCCGCACCCUCAAAACCCUCGGAGAGUCCAUCAGCCUCGGUGAUAAAUUCGCCAUCGUAGCCUAUGGCGAAGCAGCGGGCAUAGUUCUUAAAAUAGCCAUGAAACCGCUGCCAAAGUGCUGUGCGAUUAUCGCAUUCUACCCACCAGUAUUGCCGAGCCCGAAGACCAAGUUCCCAAUGGCGAAUCAUAUACAGGUCCACGUUGCAGGCUUGAGCCAGGCGAGUGUAAGGCCGGAGAUGUACGACUGGAAGUUGUACCGGUAUGACAAGAAUAGUACCGGGUUUGCGGAGCCAUCGUCGAAUGCCUAUUCGGACGUAGAGGCGAAUUUGGCUUGGAGUAGAUCCUUGGCAUGUGUGCGCAAUGGUUUCAACCACAAGAGUGCUGAUCUGGAGCCGAUCAUACAGAAUGUUUGGAAUGCAAAGUAUGAAGAUGACGUUCCGGAGCGGGCAAGUAUGGCGGUGGUUCAGAAUAUGACGCAAAAUAGCCCGCAUAUUUCCAUUUUCCCGACACUAGAAGGUGGCGUAGGAAGGAAGAAGGUAGAGGAGUUCUACAGGGAGUUCUUCGUCCCUAGCUUGGUCGAAGAUUUCAAAAUACGCCUCGUGUCGAGGACCAUUGGAGCAGAUCGUGUAGUGGAUGAAAUGGUAGUAUCCUUUACGCACUCGGAUGAGGUUGAUUGGAUUCUCCCGGGUGUUCAGCCAACAGACAAAUUCGUCGAGAUACCCAUGGUCAGCAUUAUAGCAGUAAGAGGAGGUAAGCUGGUAUCUGAGCACAUGUAUUGGGACCAGGCCUCAGUUUUGAUGCAAGUCGGCCUACUAGAUCCCAAGGUAGUGCCGAAGAACCUCAGGGCCGGAGGCCUGAAGCGGUUGCCAGUCGUAGGAGCAGAAGCAGCGAAACAAUUGGUCGAGCCACAGCAGCAAAGAUACAACAAGCUGCUGCAGGAGCAUGGACUGAUGGAUGGCUUGGAAGGGUUGAAUGGCAAUUGA